ACUUUAACUAUUUGGGCGCUGUAUGUGGCAGGCGCAGCACAAUGGAGUAUGGCGAAUGGGUUAAUUGAAGCGUUGCAAGAAGCUGUGUGUACGUUAUUGGCAUUGUGAAUUUUAACAAAGAAAAGUCUAGCCAUAGAAGACGUUUGACCAUUUUAUUUGGAUUUCCAAAGUAUGGCACUUCAACCAGAGAAGAAAAAAGGCAGGUCUUUAAGCCUUGCGGGUAUUGCACAAAUCUCAAAUGAUAUCUCAAGGAAGUUUUUGGAUCGCAUUGAUCUGUCCAGGCUUUUACGUAUCACUUCUAGUUCUAUUAAAGAUCACUCCAAAGUUCUUACAGAAUUAGACAACUUUUUUAUUACCGACCCUCUUGCCAAAAUAAAAUUGGUGUUUGUAGAAGAUGCAGUGUUGGUCAAAAACAUCUUUAUUAUGUCUUCCCCGAUGCAAGAGGUUUCUCAGAAAUUUCCUGAACAUCUGUAUAUAGAUCUUUUAACUAGUGUAAUACCUGGCUUUAACUUGUACAGUGUGUCCUGUGAAGACGAUAACUCAGACUGGAAGAUUUGUGCCUACUGCAUAUCGAGGGAAAACAAUUCUGAUGUACUGAGGUUUUUAAUUGUGUCUGUCUUACAAAGUAUACCUAAAAUGAAAUCUCAGAUCAAAUAUAUCACUGUACACCCAGCAAUAACAGAUUCCUUAAACAUGGGUACACUUUUACCCAAUGCAACAAUAAGACAUUGCAUUUUGUUGGUUAUACAAAUUUUAGAGAGCAAAUUGCCUAAUAUACAGAAGGCUGCCCUGGCCCAAAUUAAAACAAUUAUGCAUAUUCUGCUCCAUACACGUUCUUUAAAAAUGUACAACCGGCACCUGAAUGAAUUAAAGGCACUAUGUCCUGCAGAGGCUUUUCAGUACUACCUCGACACCUGGCAUCCAAGUAGAAAAUUGUGGUGCACAAAAGACAACAAGAGACUGAAAGCAGAGAAAACUAUUUUUUCGUAUGUCAUGUCUUUGCAUUAUACCCUGGUAACAGAAAUGGGGAGUUCACUUUCAUUAGAUGAUUGCCUGCAUGUCAUUCUUUAUGGUUCACAUGAAUUAAGAAGUGUGCCUGAUGACUUACCAUCCCUGGAUUCCCAUCAUGCAAAUGAAAUGCCAUCUGCUGUUUCUGAACAGUUAUGUGAAGAGAUUCCUAAAAAUGGAUUGGAACACAUGGAGUUCUACAGUUGGGAAGAAUUUCACACGUUUUUGAACACAUGGUGUGAAGAACACAAAGUUAUUUUUGUAAUUCGCAAUUCAGUACUCCUGAGCAAUGAGGAUAUGAAUCAGGAGCUAAUUGAGUCUCUAAAGUACAGUACAGUUCAACUUGGAUGCAGCAGUUACACCAGGAAACGGUGUCCUGCAACUAUACAUUUGGAAUUGGGCCCUGGAAAAGACAAGCUGAUAAUUACAAAAGCUGACCUCAUUCACAGCCAUGACUCUGAAAUUGACCUGCCACCUCGUUUUACAAGAAAACCAGAAUCAUAUGUUGAACCACCUACUACAGUACAAUUUGAUGUUCCUCAUGAUAAAUUUAUGGAUAGAAGUGACUUGACUAAGCUCCUUCGUGUAAACUGCUUACUUGGUGAAUCACAAUUACUAGAUGAACUGGAAUCCCUUUUCAAUUCUGACCCUGCUGUAAAAAUUAAACUGGUUUACUCAGAGGACAAGUGUAUUGUGAAACUGUUUGUGAUGACAACUGCGAUGCACAACCUGCUACAGCAUUUUCAUGAACACAUCUACAUAGACUUCUUUCGUGGUCUAAACCAGGAAUUUGAUUUGUAUUCCAUUCUUUGCCAGGAUGAGAGUUUCAACUGGAAAGCAUGUGCCCACUGUAUUGCAAGGAAGGAUUCUUCAGAGUGUAUAAAGUUUUUUUUUAACUCUGUUAUCCAAAGUCAUUCCAAUUUAGGCAGCUUAAUAAAAUAUGUUACAGUGAGUCCAGAAAUUUUUAAUCAAUUCGACACAGAGUUGCUGUUUCCAACUGCCACAGUGAGAGCUUGCCUUCCGCUUGUCUUGGAUAGAAUGCAUCAUAAAAUUUCUUUUCUGAGCCAAAUGGAACAAUCACAAAUUAAGACCUUGCUUGUCAAUCUUGCCCAGUCGCCCUCAACUGAGCUAUACCGGCAACAUCUCGGUAGCCUAAAGGGAGCAUGUCCUGAUGAAGUUUUUCAGUACUAUUAUGACACUUGGCACCCAUGCUGGAAAUUUUGGCGUGAAAAUGAUACCAGAACCAGUGACGUGGAGAAUUCUAUUUUUGAAUAUGUGAAAACUAAGCAUCAAUAUUUAAAAACACAGAUAGGGUCGUUUCUUUCUUUACAGCAGUGUUUACAAGCAGUCCUUAAUGAAGAUCAGGAUCAAGUGGAAUCCACUGACCCUAACCAUGAUGAAUUGUUGGAAAAAAGUGUGUUGUCAUCCUGGGAUCUCCAGACCACAUCAUCUGUAGAAUUUAUGGAACAGGAUCAUGCUUCUGGGGAAGUUCCUGUUGAUUCUAUGCAAAAGGAUGGAGAAGAUGAGAAGUUGAAUGGGAAGGAAUUCCAGAGCUGGGAUGAUUUUUGUUGCUUCUUAGAAACAUGUAGUAAAGAUAAAUUUAUGCUUCGUGUUUCGUCAUCAUUUACUGAAGAAAGCAACAGUGAAAUAUUUCCCAUUUCACAGUUGGCUUUGACAUUGAAGUACAGCUGGGCUCAACUCUCCUGUAGUUGGAAUGGUUGCUCAGCCUUUGUUGAACUGGCACUCGGACCACAAAAAGAUAAGCUUAUUAUUACGCAAAGUAACCUGCAGCAUACCCACAAUGACGAAGAAACCGAUGUAGCACCCCCUUCAAAGAAAUGUAAGCUCUCAUCUACAGUAGGACUGCCAGCGCAAGUUGCAAAUAACAUAUCUAGAAAAUUUCUUGAACCUGGUGAUUUAAAGAGACUUCUGCGCUUUAGAUCUGGGGCAUUUGAAGACCGUACCCAAGUGCUUGCAGAACUUGAUACUCUCUUUAUUUCAGAUCCUUAUGCAAAAGUCAAACUUGUGUUUGUGGAAGACAAAUUGCUUGUGAACAAAAUAUUCCUAAUGACAUCUGCAAUGAUAGAGAGAGCUCAAAAAUACCCGGAAUGCCUUUUUAUAGAUGUUUUCUUAGAAUUUAGUCAGAGUUUUGAUUUGUACACCAUUUUUUGUGAAGAAAAGGGCGCAGGGUGGAAAGCAUGUACCUACUGCAUUGCAAAGAAAGGCAUAAAUGAUGUUUUUGAUUUCCUCACAAGCUCAGUUGUUGAGGUUGUCCCUACAUUAAGCAGCCAGGUAAAACAUGUAACCAUGAGUCCUGAAUUAUCUGAGCCUAUCAACUUAGAAACUUGUUUACCACAUGCCUCCGUGCGGUACUGUAUGCAUUUAGUUUUAAAUGUCCUGUAUGACAGAAUAUCAAACCUUGAUACCAAAGUAUUGGCUCAGAUUAAGAACUACCUUCAUAUCCUUUCACAGACUUGCUCAUUUAAAGUUUACAAUCAAUAUUUGAAUGACCUUAAAGUAAUAUGCCCUUCUGAGGUAUUCCAGUAUUUUUAUGACACAUGGCAUCCACGCAGAAAAAUGUGGGUUAAAAAGGAUAAUAGAAUUGAGGAAACAGAGAAAAAUCUAUUUGAACUGGUCUCACAUAACCAUGAAAAGCUCAAAGAGGAAUUGGGUGCUUUGCCCUCUUUGCACCAAUGCCUUCGCUCAAUUCUUGGUGAUAAACAUAAACUAUCAGGCUGCAAGGCUCCCUUUCAGGAUACAAGCAUUACAUCAUGUUGGGAAAGCAAAAACUUUUCUGACCUCUCCCCAUCUUCAAAUGAUCAGGAUUGUGUCCAUCCACUGAUUGAAGAAGUGGAAGUG
Spea bombifrons (plains spadefoot toad) is the source of this 3867-nucleotide messenger RNA. RefSeq names its product zinc finger SWIM-type containing 9 (gene ZSWIM9). The transcript has 7 exons. The annotation marks the transcript as partial. NCBI's taxonomy places the organism in Eukaryota, Metazoa, Chordata, Amphibia, Anura, Pelobatidae. The record is from RefSeq and is a predicted model, not a curated record.